Messenger RNA from Rosa chinensis, 1510 nucleotides. Its product is annotated as sister chromatid cohesion 1 protein 1. Gene Ontology annotation, biological process: mitotic sister chromatid cohesion; synaptonemal complex assembly; replication-born double-strand break repair via sister chromatid exchange. The transcript has 12 exons. Gene Ontology annotation, molecular function: chromatin binding. The record is from RefSeq and is a predicted model, not a curated record. Gene Ontology annotation, cellular component: synaptonemal complex; cohesin complex. Bases 140 to 1015 code for a protein of 291 amino acids. NCBI's taxonomy places the organism in Eukaryota, Viridiplantae, Streptophyta, Magnoliopsida, Rosales, Rosaceae.
UGUGGGUUUUUGCAGGAAAGAAGCAAUAACUUUGCCUGAGGCUGAGCAUCAACAUACAGAUCUUGUUGGUGACAUCGAGCAGUCUCUUGAUUUCUCUCACCAUGCCACGCUUUUCCACCAGCAAACCGGCUAUUUUCUCAUGCAACUGGAUAGUGUAGAUGUGGGAGAACCACUUAACGAUAAUGCAGCGGAGGGAGAUCAUCAUCAGAACUUACAUCAAGCUGAUCCUGAGGAUAUCACAUUGCCUAAAUGUUAUGAUCCAUCAGUUGCACAUGCAGAUUUGUUCAACCCUCGCUUUGAGAGAUUUGAAAUUGAGGGAGAUAACGUAGACCUCACAUCAGGAGAGCCCACACAUAUUCGACCACCUUCCCCAAAUUAUCUAAUACCUUCUCCACCUCGUCAAGACCAGCAUCAGGAAGGACAGCAGGCUAAUAAUGUGUUUGAUGAAGUGGUGCAGAUGCAGGAUGUUCAAGAGAAUGCUCAACAGAGGCAGAGGCCUAUAAGGAGGAGAAAGAGAAAAACACCUGCCUCUGUAAUGGAUAAUGACCAAACAAUCCAUCCUGGACAUGUGUACCAAUCUUGGCUUCAAGAUACUUCAGAUAUAGUUUCAAGAAGAAGAAGAAACCAAAAGCCCAAGAACAUAAUGUCUACUAUGAAGAUUGGUAAACUCAUGGAGCAGCCAGCUAGUGUUCUCAUGGGUCGUUUAUUUAAACUUGGGAGUGGAGAAACAUAUUAUCCAGCUCCUCUCUUAGAGCUAUUCAAGGAAAAACAUACCCAUGACUCACCUUCUGCAUUCACCUUGCCACCUCUGCCUCCAGAACCAUCAUCAUGGUCACCACCUGGAAGACAAACUUAUCAAGACCUGCCUGUUGAAGAUUUUCUUAGUGGAGGUGGCUCCCAGUCAUUUGCAACUCCCACGGAACAGAUACGGACAAAUUUAGUUAAGAAUGACCAACGACAUGAAGUGCUGGAUGAUCUGCGAGCCAAUCUUAUUGGCAAGAGAGGAGCUGGAUGAUCUGCGAGCCAAUCUUCAGGACGGAAAAGGCGUUAUUCAUCUAAAGAUAGCAACGAUGGACUUGAACCAGUGUCGGAGCAUAAUGGAUAUGAUCACCCUGAUCCAAACUUCAAGGUAUCAAGGUUAUCUGGAAAUGGCCCAACACCUGAGCAAGAACUAUUGAUGGAAACUGGACCGACACAGACACAACAACCAAUCAUCAAUCAGCCACUGGAAAAAGUGACUGAUGCAAUUCGAAUGGAACUGAAAUCCCAUUUUGAAAUACCGGGUGGCCCUCAAGUAGAAUCCCUGAACUACCUGACUGCUGGAAUGAAUCGAAGAGGAGCGGCUUUGCUUUUCUAUCAAACUUGUGUUCUUGCGACUCGUGAUUUUGUAAAAGUUAAACAAAAUGCCCCUUACGAGGAUAUUCUCAUGACUAGAGGACCAAAGAUGUGAUAGAGAACUCGUGCUGGAAUGAGCUAGGAAAGUGAUGCUAGUUAAUGAAGAAAGUUGACA